AUGUCUUCGUCUCCGAAUAGUUUGCCAAAUUCUGACAUAAGUUGUUGCUUCCCUAUAAGUCACUUCUUUCAUCGGCUGCUGAAACGAAGAACCAUACCCUGUAAAUCAGUUCCUAUUGUUCGUGUGCAAGAAGCAACUCCUCGCAAUUCGUCUGUUGCUUAUGAACAGCAUUAUGGGAAAACGACUCCCUCUUCUUCUUCUUCCUCUCCUACAAAAGAAUAA
Molecule: messenger RNA, 222 nt
Organism: Schizosaccharomyces osmophilus
Lineage: Eukaryota; Fungi; Ascomycota; Schizosaccharomycetes; Schizosaccharomycetales; Schizosaccharomycetaceae
Product: Schizosaccharomyces specific protein
Exons: 2
Coding region: 1-222 (73 amino acids)
Source: RefSeq, a predicted model, not a curated record